This is a messenger RNA of Plasmodium malariae, 765 nucleotides long. RefSeq names its product fam-m protein. The transcript is spliced from 2 exons. The record is from RefSeq and is a predicted model, not a curated record. Lineage: Eukaryota; Apicomplexa; Aconoidasida; Haemosporida; Plasmodiidae. The coding region runs from base 1 to 765 and encodes 254 amino acids.
AUGGAACUAAAAAUUAAUCCAAUCUUAUUUAUUAUAAUAACUACUUUUACUUUUUUAAAGAGUAUUUUCUCUUUUAACCAUGAUGGGUUAACUUUUAACAAAUUUGUAGGUGAGAAUUUUAUGCAGUGUAGAAUAUUAGACAAAAGAAAUUAUCGAUUACUAGCAAAAUGUAAAGAGGAUAAAGAUUCAAAUAACAUAUAUUUGAACGAAUUUUUUCAAAAUAAUGAUAAAAAAGAAAAUAAAUUUAUAACUAAUAAUAAGAAAUGGAAUAAAGAAAAAAACACGAAAUCCAACAAAAGUUUAUUAAAUAAAUCUCAGUACUAUACAGAAGUUAUAGAUUACAAUAAUGGAAUAUUUGAUGGAAAACAUUUUCAUUUUGAAAAAAAAUUAAUAAGAAAAAAAGAUUAUGAUGCUUUUUUAGAAAAAAAGAGGAGAAUUAGAGAUAUAUCUUUAAAAAAAAUAAAAUUUAAAAGUUACAGAUUUGGAAAUGCCAUAUUUUUACUUUUUUUAUUGUUGGGAAUAGGUUUACCCAUAUUACAAGGAUUAAAUCUAUUACAAAAAGCUGGAGAUGCGAUUAAAAAUUUAGGACCUAUGAAUAGUGUGUGGUCAGCUAUAGAAACAUGUUUAGGUUCGGCAAAAAAUCAUUUUUUUUUUAUAGCAUAUAGCACAAUUAUCUUUAUAUUAGUUGUUAUACUUGUAAUAGUAAUUCCUAAAAUUUUAAGAAAUAAUGAAAAAUAUAACAGAAUUAAGGCGAUGUAUGAGUAA